Naegleria gruberi is the source of this 936-nucleotide messenger RNA. RefSeq lists its product as uncharacterized. The transcript has a single exon. Gene Ontology annotation, biological process: translational initiation. Gene Ontology annotation, molecular function: RNA 7-methylguanosine cap binding; translation initiation factor activity. The coding region runs from base 1 to 936 and encodes 311 amino acids. The record is from RefSeq and is a predicted model, not a curated record. Lineage: Eukaryota; Heterolobosea; Eutetramitea; Acrasida; Naegleriidae. Gene Ontology annotation, cellular component: eukaryotic translation initiation factor 4F complex.
AUGAGUAAUGAAAACUCUUGGAAAUCCGUUCAAAAUAAGCCAAGAAGCGGAAGAAAGCAACAGCAACAACAAUCUCCUACCACUACCCCUGCAACAACCACCACUACUACUACCAAUUCUAAUAGUAACACAUCCGGUGCUUCCAUCUCCUCCAAUAAUAUCAAUAUUUCAUCUCCAACUAAUCCUACUACUUCCACUAGUUUAAAUCAUUCACAAACAAUAACAAAUUCACCAUCUGUAGCCUUGGGUGGAAAUCAACAAAAUAAUGCUACAACAUCAAAUACUUCAUCAGCAAAGAAAAAGACAAAUAAUGUAGAAACAAAUGAAAAGGUUCAUCCUCUUGGUGAUACUUUCACAUUUUCAUAUUUCAGAAAGGAAAAGGGUAUUGAUUAUGAAGAUUGUAUGAAAAAUGUUGGUGAUUUUUCAACUGUAGAGCAAUUCUGGGCACUUUACACUCACAUGAAGAGACCGUAUGAACUUAAAGUUUCUAUGGAUUAUCAUCUUUUUAAACAAGGCAUUAAACCAAUGUGGGAAGAUGAUAAAAACAAAACUGGUGGAAGAUUAAUGUUAAGAUGUAAGAGUGGCUACUCUGCUCGUAUUUGGGAGGAUUUACUUUUGGCAUUCAUUGGACAACAAUUCAAGAAUACUAAUGAUGUUAAUGGAGUUGUGAUUUCCAUCAGAGAAAACCAUGACAUUAUUUCUAUCUGGAAUGCAGAUGGAGAAAAGGAAGAAAUUCAAGAAGCAUUAAAACAAGACGCUAUGAAGUUAUUGAAUUUACCUUCACAAACUAAAUUGGAAUACAAACCACAUCAAGAAUCAAUCAAUAAUCACACUAAGAUGUUAGAAAUGAUAGGAAAUAAUGCCACAAGUCAAGGUUUUGAUGAAGAUGCAGUGACUGAAUUAGAUCAAGAACUUGAAGUCUAUUUGAAACGAUAA